This is a messenger RNA of Fibroporia radiculosa, 888 nucleotides long. RefSeq lists its product as uncharacterized. Lineage: Eukaryota; Fungi; Basidiomycota; Agaricomycetes; Polyporales; Fibroporiaceae. The coding region runs from base 1 to 888 and encodes 295 amino acids. The record is from RefSeq and is a predicted model, not a curated record. The transcript has 6 exons.
AUGUCUUCCCGCCGACAUCGUUCCUACUCUCGUUCACCUUCAGGCGAGCGAGAUCGCUCUCGUUCCCGCUCCCCUGGAAGAAACAUACCGCUUCCUAGCGGAGUAUCGCCCAUCUCCGAGUCAGACUACUUCCUCAAGAGCGACGAAUUUAGGAUAUGGCUCAAAGACGAAAAGCGCAAGUAUUUCGACGAGCUGUCAAGUGACAAGUCACGAAAAUAUUUCCGCAAGUUUGUAAAGGCAUGGAACAGAGGGAAACUACCAAAGGAUAUGUAUCAUGGUGUUGACACACUGUCAGCCAGCAGCCAAACUGCUUACCGAUGGUCCUUCGCGUCCAAAUCUUCGAGCGCCGACCAUGCCGCACUCCAAGCUGCACGCAACGAGGUCGGAGCAGCCACUCACAGCCGACAUGCUCAUUCGUCGUCGUCUGCCGGUGCCCGGCGCAUGCAAGGUCCUACUCUUCCCUCGCAGUCAGAUUUGACUCUGGCGCAAGAGGCCGCAGACGAGUACCGCGCCAUGGAACGCGGCUUCCAACGUAAGCGGGAUCGGAAAGAAGCCAAAGAGCGUGUGGAGGACAUGGCGGGCCCAAAAGAAGUUGGGAGAGAGGGCAUGUUAGAGAAGAAGCGUGCGCAAAGGGAAGGUGACAGAGCAUUUAGGGAAAAGGGAGACGAGGGAUUGGAAGUGGACGAUUCCACAUUGAUGGGAGGUGGCGAUAGUUUCAAGGACCGAAUUGCUCGCCGGGAUGCCGCACGCAAACGAUUCGAAGAAAAACGCAUGGGGGGAAAAGACGAGAGGAUAGUUGCUGCUCGUGAGCGAGCCGAUGCGAUACGCCAGAAGGACAAGGCGACCAUGGAUACGUUCAUGCAAAUGGCCAAGGACAAGUUUGGCUGA